Messenger RNA from Fibroporia radiculosa, 2196 nucleotides. RefSeq lists its product as uncharacterized. The coding region runs from base 1 to 2196 and encodes 731 amino acids. Gene Ontology annotation, molecular function: protein binding. The record is from RefSeq and is a predicted model, not a curated record. NCBI's taxonomy places the organism in Eukaryota, Fungi, Basidiomycota, Agaricomycetes, Polyporales, Fibroporiaceae. The transcript has 11 exons. Gene Ontology annotation, biological process: cell division.
AUGGCUUCAACGCCGUCGCCCGCACCAUCAAGCUUCUAUGCACAGCCUAUGGCAUCUCCGUCCAGUUCACGCCCUCGCCACUCCAUAAACACCUCCUUCUCCUUCGGCCCACAAUCACUCUUGAACUCGCUGGCGAACACUAGCACUGCCUCCAACCCGCGGUCCUUCGCGCUUGACCCUAACCGAUCAAUUCUUCAGGCAUCCCCUUUUCGCUCCUCACCGCGCCUGCCGCGAAGAACGAAAACCAGUACAAGCAGACAUCCGCUCGCUCGUGACAAUACAGACGUCUUUCAAGAUGAUGGUGACGAGCUUGAAUUGGAAGGGGAAGAUUACCAGUGGGGGAUUGUCGAUCGUAUGCGCUUGUGGAGGCACGACGCGCUCAUGCAACAUUUGUAUGAUACUGCGGCCUUUUGGGGAGACAAGAUAGUAAGCUGGACCAAUGACCCAAAUGACGCGUUCUGGCUUGCCCAGACGUAUUUUCUUACUCAUCAGUAUUCGCGCGCUGAGAGGCUCCUCACUCGUCCGUUCCCCACCUCGCCACCCCAGUCUGCUCAUGUACGGCCACUCCUCAGCAAUGGCCACUUCCCUUUGGCGACAGACAUGAAGGGAAAGGGGAAGGAGAGCCUGUUCCCGAUGAUUCCGAUGACUGCUCCUGUCAUCGACCGAUUGCCGGUCGGUCCAAGUGAGAUGGUGGAUGUCGCGGUGCAGUAUGACGAGGGCAUUUCGCGGCUGGUGGAUAUGAGCGUUGCAUGUCGAUAUCUUGCUGCACAGUGUCAGGUCCGGCAAGGUAAGUGGACGGAGGCGACCGAGAUGCUUGGCGAAGCAAAUCCGUUCAGAACGUCCGGGAAAAGUGGGCGCGAUGUACCCAAUAUGGAUGGUGGGAUCAAAAUUGAAGCUUCAAUGUGCCAUUUGCGAGGGCUCCUGAUGUUGAAGCUGAACCGAGGGGACCAAGCAAAGAUAUGCUUUAUGGAAGCUCUCGGGCUUGAUGUGAAAUGCUACGAGUCUUUUGAACAAGUCGUGACUGGGGAGAUGAUGACGCCAGAUGAAGAAUGGGAAUUUGUGCAAAGUCUUGCUUAUCGAGAGCAAACGCCAGAGGAUGGCGAGUUUAUCCGGCUGAUGUACACAUCCCGAUUGCGAAAAUUUAAGCACGUCGAGGAACACGCUCUCACUCGGACACGUCUUGUGGACGAGUACGGCUUGGGUGACAACCCAGAUGUACUGUUCAGCUUCGCGGACGCGCUUUACACGCAAUUCAGGUGGGCGGAUUGUUUCGCUAUUACUUCAAGAAUACUUGGUCUUGUUUCCGUACAUGCAGCGACAAUGCCCUUGCACAUUGCGUUGGACAAGGAACCAGAAUCGCCGAUUAGCUGGUAUGCGGUCGGUGUUUGGUACUUGUCUGCGAAAAAGUGGGCAGAGGCUCGAACAUAUUUUAGCAAGACUUCGCUGAUGGAUCCGCGCUUCGCACCCGCGUGGAUUGCGUUUGCACAUACUUUUGCGUCAGAAGGAGAGCACGACCAUGCAGUCACCGCAUAUUCCACUUGUGCACGGAUGUUCACCGGAUCACAUUUACCGCUGAUGUUCGUUGGCAUGGAGCACAUUGUGCUCUCAAAUCAUUCGCUGGCUGACGAGGCCUUUCAAGCCGCAAGGAGCAUCUGUGAUGCUGACCCUUUGCUGGUGAAUGAACGCGGAGUUAUGGCAUACAAUAGGGGAGACUUUGAGCAGGCAGUCGCUCUGUUUUCCGAAGCGCUCGAGCUUGCAAAGGUAGUCCAGACGUCUCAAGGGGCUUGGACAAAUACAUAUCUCAAUUUGGGUACAUCAUACCGGCGGCUAGGACAACUGGAAGAGGCAAAAUCGGCGUAUCAGAAGGUUAUUAAGAUUGAUCCACGAAAUCAAACGGCCCUCGCCUUCCUCGGCGUAACAUAUCACCUAUUGGGUGAUAUUGAUGCCGCCAUCGUGAAGUAUCAUGAAACGCUGAGCAUUGACCCCAUCAACGGCCAAGUGUUGGAGUUGCUUGAGCUCGCGCUGGAAACUGGUGUCGAUGCAGGCCCGUUCGGUGUUAAGGGUGUUCCUGGUGGAGAGGAAGCAUGGGCACAGAAAAUGCGUGAGCACCGAGAUAGAGAUAAGGGGAAGCAGAUUGUGACUAGAGAUUUCCCUCCACGGAUCACCCAAGAAAUCGACGAGAUGAGUGUAGGCUAA